AUGAACAAAGCUGUCAGUGCGGUCAAUCUCAUGCCAGCAAGAGAUGCUGUCGCGUCGACUGUGCUGCUGCGAGGAUUUGUGGAGCUCAACGUGAUCAGCGAAGCGGAGGGCGUCUUCCAGGCGGUGCCGGAUAAAGACAUCCAUGCACACACAGUUCUUGUCAUGGCUUCUGCUGAGGUGGGAUCGGCUACUAGCUUGCAAAUGGAGGAGGCCAGCAAGGCGGUUCUCAUGGAAAAGGAAUCCUAUAGCGUGGAAUGCGUUGAUUUAGCAAAUGCUAGGCAAGGGGAUCUGCAGUAUGCGCUGAAGCUGUUCGAGUCUAUGCAGCUCUAUGGCGUAAAUCCAGAUGGUGCCACCAUGGUAUGUCUUCUGCAGGCUUGCAGCCACAGACUUGAUGUGCAAACAGGGCGUGAAGUCUUCAGAAGAAGUUCGGACUGUGCCAUUCCAGCAGAAAUACUGCUGCAUGAAUGGAACGCUCUUCUAGGGGCAUGCAGAAGCCAGGGCGAUGGAAACGUACGCAGAGCAGAAAGAGUAGCGAAGAAAGCAAUGGAGUUAAACAACGAGGCUUCCUACGUCCUUAUGGGAAACAUCUACUCGGGCAGCAAGAAUGACCAGGUAGAUAUUGAUAUGGCUCUGGAAUCUCUUAGGGAGAAAAUGAGAGAACAAGGUCUAACGAGAAAGCCUGCAAUAACCGUCGUCACUGUCGGGAAGGAAACUCAUAGGCUUAUGAUGGACGACAAGAGUCACCCCAAUAUCCAAGAAAUUAGCGCAGAAUUGGCAACGUUAACCAGACUACUUAAAAAUGAAGGGUAUGUUCCCAGAAUUGAUCUUGUAUUCAGUGGGAAGGAAGAGGUUCUGGCGGAAAUGGCUCUGGCCAAGCACAGCGAGAAACUGGCUUUAGCCUGUGGUAUCCUUUACUCCAAGGAAGCAGCAGGGGCGCACAUCAGGAUUAAAAACAACCUUCGGAUGUGUGCAGAUUGCCAUCAGAUGAUGUGUCUUGCUAGCAAGAUUUAUGAUGGCAGGAAAAUUACUGUGAAGGAUGCUAGCCGAGUCCAUUGUUUUGAACAAGGCGUUUGUUCCUGCGAGAACAACUGGUGA
Molecule: messenger RNA, 1095 nt
Organism: Selaginella moellendorffii
Lineage: Eukaryota; Viridiplantae; Streptophyta; Lycopodiopsida; Selaginellales; Selaginellaceae
Product: pentatricopeptide repeat-containing protein At4g21065-like
Exons: 2
Coding region: 1-1095 (364 amino acids)
Biological process (GO): RNA modification
Molecular function (GO): zinc ion binding; RNA binding; protein binding
Source: RefSeq, a predicted model, not a curated record